AUGGCCAGAGGUUACUUUGACACCGUUCUGCGCAACAGUUCCCCUCCUGCCGUCAGGAAGGAGGUCCCUCUAAUAGGUCCCGCAUUACAGCAUCUUCCAUACGACCUCCUGCUGAACAUCAUCACACAUUUGGAUAAUCGAGACAUUAGUCCUAUAGUACUGACAUGUAAAACACUGCACGCUUUCGUCAUGACGCGGCCAGUGUAUCGACAUCUCGCAGCAGGACUUCUGCGCCGCUGUAGAGCUUUACCUCUCGCCGGCUUCCAACGACUCGGAGAUCUCUCAACGGACCAACUAAUACAUCUCGUCAAUAAAGCCGCACGACUAGAACGAGGCUGGCUGACCCGCACACCACGACCCGCUCGAUCAUCCCUCUAUUCGCCCUUACUCAACUCUCCUUCCUCCUCUCCUUCUAAAGGCAAGGGCAAAGCAAAAGCCAACUCCGCCGAUGAUUCAGACAUUCGAUUAGAUGAUGACGGCAACCGAGAUUGGUACAAGAUCGUGAGCACACCGCCGGACGAAGAGGUAGACUGGCUUUCGCCCAUUACGGCAUGCUAUACGCUUUGCGCCACAAAGAGUGGGAAGGUUGUGUGUUGGGAUGUGCAGAAGGAUGAGGGGUUGGCGCAGUGGAACCCUGGAGAAAGAUGGGAGCUGUGGAAGUGUAGGGUUGAGUUUGAUGAGCGGUCCGUGUUCUUCACGAUGGCCAGGGUGCUCGGCGGAACCAGUUACGACGACAAACUCAUGGAAUUUGCGCUCAUGCAAAUAAAAUUCCCCGACCCCAACCUCGAGAGCUUACCAUCAACAAGAUCAAACCCACGAGAAGCCCCCGCUUUCUUUCCGUUGAAAACAUUCAAAAUGACGGGUCUCGUGAUGAACGUCUUCCUCCUCGACCCCGUCGCGCGAUUGCUCUCAGGCUUCAUCUGGAUCGUCAGCUCCAGUACGAUUGGGCUUUUCGUCCUUCCAGAUUGGAACCGUGAUGAGUAUGUUUUCGUGGACACGAAGAUACCCUGCGUUUCAUCGCAUAAUUGGUCGUGCAUACUACGAAAUAAUGAGAUCGUGAUACACUCCGAAGAGGCAGACAGAGCCGUCCAACAUUUCUACCCCCUCUCCUUACUUCGCCAACACAUCACCCCUCUUUCCCCCCUCAGUGGCAAUGCACCAUUCGUCACUGGCAUUCUCCGGUCACCCCAUAUCGUCUCACGACCGUUCGAAUUUCCACUAUUACCUCCGGAAUCAUACAAGCCUCCCUUUCCAGACGAAGAGGAAGAAGCGAACGAUGCUGGACAGGGUCAGCAGGCAGACCAAGCCCUCGCUCGCCACAUCUCCCGCAGUCCCCUCCCCAAUCCCUUCACCUUCCCGACAUGGUAUCCCGAGUCUGCGCAUUUUGUGCGACAGUGGUGGCCAACGCUGGCGGGGGUUCCGAGCUUGAGCUGUACGGUCGUGCUUUUGGCUCAUCAUCAGAGGAGAACGCAUAGGACGAAGUAUGUUCUUAGUCAGCACUAUUUCCAGGUACCAGUCUCCGAGGUCGAAAUGGAGACUACGACGGGGGAGACACAGGCUGCGGGGACGAAUGGGGCCGGGGCAGGCCAGGUCGCCAUCGUCAAUGGCCAUGGUCAUAUCCAAGCCGCGAACGGCCACUCGAACGCAAACUCAAACGGGCAUCGUAGUCCGGAAGAUGCGCUGAUGAAGAUGUGGUACGUCAGUGCGCCGUUCGAAAUCGUGUGCGUUAUGGAUGUUGUGAGCGAUGAAGGGGAUGGAGACCCACCUGGAGAGGCGGUGGAACAUCCCAGACCGUUAUUGGCGGUCGAUUUUGGGCAUGCAGUCUGGAUUGAGUAUUAUAAGCCUGCGAUUGCGGGCAGUGGGGGUACGGAACAUGGGGUCAAUGGGGCCGGAGGGUCGAGUGAUGACGGCGAGGGCGAGGGCGAGGAGGAGAGGGAGUAUAAUCAACAAGAUGAGGACCAAAACGGCCACCCGGCCGCACACUCCGAAGCUGCCCUCCAUCGCGGCGAACUCAAACGUCUGCGUUUCGUUUCAUUCCCGUCUAUCUCCUUCGAAGAAGACGGUCGGGUCGUGAGGAGCGGGAUUGGGGGCUCUAUGGACGAGGGCAGCGAUGACGGUGACGACGAUGAUGAUAUGUGGCCGAUGGAAGGAUCGGUGAAGACAUUAGAGAUUCCGGAGGAGUUGGACCUGGACCAGGUGGAGACGUUGAAUAUCGAUCAGAGUCAGGGGGCGGUGAUCAUGAGCGUGAAGGAGGGGAGGAUAUUUAUUUUAUGUUACGAGUGA
This is a messenger RNA of Stereum hirsutum FP-91666 SS1, 2283 nucleotides long. RefSeq lists its product as uncharacterized. NCBI's taxonomy places the organism in Eukaryota, Fungi, Basidiomycota, Agaricomycetes, Russulales, Stereaceae. Gene Ontology annotation, molecular function: protein binding. The transcript has 7 exons. The coding region runs from base 1 to 2283 and encodes 760 amino acids. The record is from RefSeq and is a predicted model, not a curated record.